UCUCUGCGAGACAGACAGGUGAGGGAGAGAGAGGGAUGGAAAGAGAAGGCCCUAAGGAGAUUGCUAGAACGAUUCGCGUGGUGAGCAGAGACGAGGAAGGGCGCAAGAGGGUUGAGAAAGCCGAGCUAAACGCUCACAACCCCGACACCCUCCGCUACAUGGAGAAGAAGCUGCACGACAAGGGCGUCCAGCGCAUGGAGCGUCACCCCGUCGACGGCUUUGGCAUUGCCCAUCGCCCGCCCAAGUUGGGCCAUGGCGGGAAGUUCACGUGGGAGGGCCCCGCUAACCCUGCUGAGAACGUGCUCUCUGCCGCCCUUCUCGCCAUCGAUGAGAAGGACCCCAAUUACGUGGACGGCGAUGAUGAUAUUGGAAGGGGUGAUAGUGAUGUGGAGGGUGCUGUGGUAGGAGAAGUGGAGGUUGCGAAAGCUGCAGAGGCUAAGGAAGGUGUAUCUAGAAUUGAAAUCUUGCCUCCUCUCCAGCCUUGAAUUGAAAAACAUGUAUUUUAAGGACUUUUGAAGCCUUGUUUUGUUUUAACAGCACCAAUGAAAUUAAAAAGUGGUCAUGCGUGGAAUUCACUGUAAAAA
Messenger RNA from Magnolia sinica, 584 nucleotides. RefSeq lists its product as uncharacterized. The record is from RefSeq and is a predicted model, not a curated record. Lineage: Eukaryota; Viridiplantae; Streptophyta; Magnoliopsida; Magnoliales; Magnoliaceae. Bases 36 to 485 code for a protein of 149 amino acids. The transcript has a single exon.